CGCCCCAACAUGGCGCCCCCCACCUCAGCUGUCGGCGUCAAGAUGGCGGCGGCGAUGCGCGAGGAAGACUUCGUCGCCCUGCAGAGCCUGCUGAAGGCGUCGUCGAAGGACGCAGUACGGCAGCUGUGCCAGGAGUGCUUCUCCUGCCCGCCCGGCCGCCUCGGCCCGCUGGCGCAGCGCGCCUGCCCCGCCAUCGCCGCCAGCCCCGAGGAGGCCGCGCAGCUGGUGUCCGCCCUGCACAGCCUCACCCGGCACGUCGUGUUCUGCGGCUUGACGGGGGCCGAGGACAUCCUCGCUCUGUUUCCAGAAAACUUCCACCAAAACCUGAAGAACCUUUUAACUAAGAUAAUCUUGGAGAAUGUCUCUGCUUGGAGAAACGAGGCACAAGCAAGUCAGAGUAAGUCUGUAAUUAAGUAACGUUCCUCAGAUCAUCUGACAGAGCCUGGAGGCUAGAGUAGUACCUCACAGUCUAUCUCAUGAUGGUGUAGCACAGACAUACGUCUGUUUGUCUUAGAAGAAGCUGUAUGAUGGCAGUAUCCUAGAGCUUAGCAAAGGCCAACAGGCUUUUAUUCAGAUUUGUGCUAUGUGCUAAAUCCUUUCCAGUCAUCAAGUAACUUCCAUUUCAUGCUCAGUCUGUUGCUACAUUGCAGAGUGCCAGACUUCUGAAUUUGAAGUGCUCUCGACUCCCCCAUUCAAGUGAUGCACAUAUGCAGUGCACAGUAGUGGGGAAUAUCUGCAUACAUCUAACUCUUCCAUGCUCCAAAAAGUACCUGGCAUAUAGUCAGCUUUGCUUUUUCCUCACUUUUUCAAAGCAGGAUGUAAUUUAGCAGUGCAACUUUUGAUUACAGCAGCAGACAAAGAUUUACAUUCCAGUUAAGGGUUCCAUACAGCAAUACCACUUUGUUUUUUCUCUAGGAGUUGUUUUUUUGUUUUGUUUUGAUUGACAGCUGUAGGACAUCAGGGCCUUGCAAAGGAGAGAUGAUACACAAAUGCCUGCACAGAUCUUAUUGGCCAUUCUCUUAGGAUGCAGAGAGGAUAACACCCAAGAGGUGAACAGUAUGGCAAGGACUUGGCAAACAGCUGUCCCUCAAAAAUCUUAAUGGAGUAUAAACGGCAGAAAAAUAAGGAAGUGGAAAAAACUACUGCAAAAUGCUAGUAACAAUAGAAACAGCCAUGCUUAUGCUAAACACUCGUGGCAUUGCUAAGACAGUGCUUUUUCCUUAGAUCCUUAACACAAUCGAACAUUAGAGGAAAUGAGCACAAGCAUGAUGUGCCAGCGUGAUGUAAUAGCUAGGUCUUCAAAACCCAGAAGCAAGGCUGAGUGCGUGGUGCUCAGAGCCACUCAGGAGUUUUGCUUGGAGUUGCAUGUUUUUAUACAGAUGAGUAUUUAGCCCCAUCGGCAUAAGACUGUUUUCUAAGAAGUUAUGGAUUCUUUUAGUGUUACAUUCAUGAAACAUCCAACAUACAUUACAUAGGAACAAAAGCAGAGAUUUAAAGACAACAACCCAACUGAUUGUUCUAUGAUAAUAUGAAAAUGCAGAUGCUUUUCUGUUUUUCCUAAGUCACCAGCAAUCAAUCUUUGCAAAUUAACAUACAACACUAAACAGAUGCAUUUUUUGUUGCAAAUGUUGCCAAAUGCUUGCCCUGACGGACUGUAAACUGAAAUUUGUUCCAAAUGCAGAAGGCAAGGCAGUCAAUUCUACGUUGUCCCCCACAGUUCUGCUGAUGGGAAGAAGAGGAAGAGCCAUUCCUCACAUAGAUAAAUUUCUCCAAGUACCAGGAAUCAGGAGGAAGGUUAGCAGUCAGACUGGAUAAAUGCGUGGCGAGGAGACAAGGCACUUUAUGAUAGGCAGAAUCCAGACAGGCUGCAGUUGCCUGUUGGGACAGCUCUUUCCAUAGCACUCUGUAGAAGUUAUCUUUGCUUCUUUGUCCACUUCUGGUGCUCUUAACUAGAUAUCAAAUAUGGUUAUCAGCAGUUACUUGCUAAGGUUUUGCAGAGACCCUCAAACCUAUUGGGCACCACAGCUAAGAUUUUAAAUUGGAUUGGAGAAUAAGCUAUUGCCUCUCUACCAAUGUUUUGUGGAGUUGGUCCUGUAUUUCCUUCAGACUCCUUCCAAAAGCCUGAGCUGACAUACACUGGAACAGUGUUUCCUUAUGCCUCUGGAAAUCAUCUGUUCUCUUACUGUUCUGACAAAGUAGUACCUGUUAGCUGCAAAGGCUGUUUCAAACUGAAAGAGUUUGUCAGUGCUUCAAUGUCUUCAGUGUAGAUUUUCUCCUGGUGAGAAUUUAUUGUUUUUCUCUCGAAAUAGGACACUGCACUUCUGAACACAGGAAGCAUAGCUCAGCUUCUACCAGAAAAUUGAGUUGAAAAAGAUGGGAGAGCUGUUCUGAGUCAACAGUUCCAAGUGGGAAUGAUAAGUGUGCUCUGUUAAACUGCACCUUACAACUUGCUUCCUUAAUAUAUAUUUUAAAGAAGAAAUUUAUCUUACAGUCAUUUUCCAAAUUUCUGGGGUUUGGUGGUAAAUCAGGCCUUAUCACUAAACAGUCAAGGAUAGGGCUUGAACACCCUUUUAUCUGCUGUUAUAAAUUGGUUAGAUAAGUAAUUAUGCUUUCCUCUGGUUUGCAGUAUGUGAGACAACACCUGCAAAUCUGAUUUGAAAGUCAGUAGUUUCCUUUUCUGGGUUAAAAGUGUAUUUUCUUUAUGAAAGUAGGAAAGUUUUUGUUUGAAUAAGGGGAGGAUAGCUAUCUGCAUGCCACCCACCUAAAUACCUGUCACAGUUUCACUUGACUGUUCUUCAAAUGCUCCUUAUAGUAUCUGUUGGUGGCAGCUGAAAACACUGUUGAAAAACACAGAAUUUCAAAGAGCAUUUGCAGUCAGUCUGUUGGUGCCAGGGAUUUGUUGGGAGAACCUCAACCUCAGCUUUUAUGCCAGUUUGCAUGGUGCUUUUGGGACGCUUGAGGGCUCAUAACGAAAUAAGCUCCCUUAAGUAUACACCAUCAUGGAAUAUCCUC
Molecule: messenger RNA, 3012 nt
Organism: Phasianus colchicus (ring-necked pheasant)
Lineage: Eukaryota; Metazoa; Chordata; Aves; Galliformes; Phasianidae
Source: RefSeq, a predicted model, not a curated record